AUGGAUGAACAACCGGAACCUCUUUCGACAAGGGAGAACGUUUUACAUACCCGUCAUCACGACUCGCGCGCUCUGCCUGCCUCCAAGUAUCCGAGGGCUCGAACAUACGAGUGGCGAGAAUGUCGUCUCGACCGCGACUGCGAACCGAGCCGGUUGGGGAGGGAGGAACAGGAUCGCGAUCCUGCCACCCAGGAGGCCCGGACGUUCUUCUUGCAUCAUAACGAGAAAUCAGCGAAGGCUGCUGGGGGAUAUCGUAACCGCUGGCAGCCAUUACACCUUGCGACUAUGACCAGACACCCGAGGAUAACCAAAGUUGCCAGAUAUGAAUGGGACGGUGUUUCCAGAGCGAAAAGUCUGCAGCUGGCCUGGAUGGAAGCAAGGGUCCAAGAAAAGGCAAAGUUGCCGCCAUCGCUCAAGGACCCCUCGACGCUGUUCUUCCAGCAUGCAAGCGUCAGGAGACUCGUUAUUCUCGCAUACUGGGUCGUGUUCAUCCUAGCUCUCCCAAUAUGGUGGUACACGACAAGCAUCGAGCGGUUACCCUUGCCAUUAUCCCAGGCGUCACAGGAAAUUCGGCGGCCACUGCAGCUCCCAGUGAGCAUUUGUGUUCAAGAGUCGACAGCAAGAUUUACUCCUUUGCUCCAAGACGCGCUUGGCCGUAGGAAGGAGUCUCAGAAUUUGGAUUAUAUCCAGUUCCAUGUCGUUGGUCAGAGUGACUGUGGCACCACGUCUGUACAAGACGUAUAUACCAUUAUCCCCGGGCACACCAAACGACUAUUCAAACGAACUCUUGAAUAUCCGUUGAAGGACAGCCGCUCGGUCGAAGAACUGUCACAAACCCUACUAUCCCUAAUCACUCCCCAACUGCAAGACAACCGAGCAGCUCAAUUCGCCUCGCGGUACCGCCUAUCAUUCAGCCUCCUCAACGAGGACGCUGCGAGCGGCAACAUCAUCAAGGGAUGGAAUAUCGAGGAAGCACUCCAACACUACAUCACACCGAUCCUACACCGAAUGUCACACCUCCACAACUUCACGAUCGAAAGCCAGGUCCAAUUCCACGCUCCCUUGGCGUUUGAAGUACAAUCCCUGCCCGACAGCGAACACGGUCUUUCCUAUGAAGAUCUCACCGUCUUCGUCAACUCGGCAGAAUGGACUUUAUGCACCAUCUCCACCUCCUCCGCCUUCAUCCUCCCUCAGUGGGGCGGGAUUGUCCUCUACAACCCUUCCCCGACUGACCUUGGGACCGACCUUUCCGCACAAGGGGUACACGACGCAUUCUCGUCCUUUGCCAACCAGCUUCUCUCGCUUCUGGGCGUCCCCAGCCUCCCACCCGGUAUUCAAUUCCAACCCCACUCUGGGGAAGACAACAGUUUCGUGAUCUCGGAUUGGCAAAUGGACUCGCUACUCCGCCGACGCACGGUCGAGACCGUGAGGGGUACAAAGGAGACGCUUAGGAGUUUCAUCAAGCUCGUUAAGCGAAUCGAGAACAUGCCAAUUGGAAAGAGCGUAAGCGACGACGUGCAUAAUGCACUCGAGUCCCUCAACAAGGUCUACACCCUAACCUCAACCUCCCUCUCCCAAACCUUCACCUACUCCGCCAAGGCAUUCAACUAUGCCUCGCGCGCAUUCUUCAACCCGGGAAUGCUGGCCUUGCUCUACUUCCCCGCCGAGCACAAAUACGCCAUUUAUACACCGCUCUUUUCGACUGCCAUGGCACCGCUUAUUAUUACUGCGUUGAGAGAGGUCAAGGCGUGGAGGAAGGAGAGGGGUCAAGCUCGCGCAGGGCAGCGUUCGACAAACCAACGAUCGAUCACCCACCUCCGAGUCGCUUCCGUUGCCCUAAUUAGUAAGAACGGGGGGACUGGAAGGAAGAACAACGGAAAGGACCAGAAGGAAGGAGGACCGAGAGGGCCAUCUCAUCCACUCCUCUUGGCAAACCUAAAUGGCGUGCUCAGCAACCAAAACGAGAAGCAUCGAAAGCGAGAGAUAUCAUUACAAUCUGGAGGAAGGGGUAGCAAUCAUGGGUUGCACAGAUCAGCGAAACAAACCAAACAACCGGGACAAGAAAAGGGUUCGAAGGAGAGAAGACGACGCGUCGAAGAAAGGGUAGAUAGCAAGAAUGGCGAUGGAAUAAGUGAAGCGAAAGAAAGGGCAAUAAAUGGCCAAACGAUGCGUUGA
Messenger RNA from Coprinopsis cinerea okayama7#130, 2175 nucleotides. RefSeq lists its product as hypothetical. The transcript is spliced from 11 exons. Gene Ontology annotation, biological process: attachment of GPI anchor to protein. The record is from RefSeq and is a predicted model, not a curated record. Gene Ontology annotation, cellular component: GPI-anchor transamidase complex. Lineage: Eukaryota; Fungi; Basidiomycota; Agaricomycetes; Agaricales; Psathyrellaceae. Bases 1 to 2175 code for a protein of 724 amino acids.